AUGGUUCCUUCUUUUUUUUUUUUUGGCCUUAUUGUAUCCACCAAGCCUCGAACAUUUUUGUCACUGAAUGAGCUUAUAUUGGCCAAUGUCUCGAUAUUGUUUUUCAUCUCCAAACCCGAUGUCUUCAAAAGCCUAAAUUCUGAGACCUGCAUCAUAUUUGGAGAGGCAAAGAUUGAGGAUUUGAGUUCUCAGCUUCAGACAAAGGCGGCCCAACAAUUCAGGAUGACUGAUAUAGGUUCUGUGAUGGAAAAAUCAGAUAUUUCUGCCUUGGCUGCUGCAGCACAACCAGAUGAGGCGGAGGAAGGGGAAGAUGAAGAGAUUGAUGAGACACGGGUCGAGCUUCGUGACAUUGAUUGGUAA
Fraxinus pennsylvanica is the source of this 360-nucleotide messenger RNA. The record is from the annotation of a GenBank genome assembly. Lineage: Eukaryota; Viridiplantae; Streptophyta; Magnoliopsida; Lamiales; Oleaceae.